Molecule: messenger RNA, 549 nt
Organism: Parascedosporium putredinis
Lineage: Eukaryota; Fungi; Ascomycota; Sordariomycetes; Microascales; Microascaceae
Source: the annotation of a GenBank genome assembly
AUGGUUGACCCUUAUGAAGCUUUGAGCUCCGACUUUAUUCCCACAGCCAAGGUCCUUGACCACUUCGAGACCGAAAUCGAUCGAGCCAUCCCCGGCGGUAUCCUGUCCGCAGACGGAAAAGAGAAGCUUAAGCCCAGGAUUGCUCUCCUCGCCGGUGCCGAUCUUAUCCAGACGAUGAGCCAGCCUGACAUCUGGAGUAGCGAUGAUCUUGAGCAUAUCCUGGGUCGAUUCGGAGCCUUCAUCAUCGAAAGGGCGGGGACCGAUAUUCACCAAGCGCUAGCGAGCCUCCAGCCUUUUAGAGAGAAUAUUCACGUCAUCCAGCAAGUCUUCCAGAACAACAUGAGCAGCACGCAGAUCCGCCUUCACAUUAAGCGCGAUAUGAGCGUGCGCUACCGUAUGAUCCCCCUGCUUGACUUCUACGCCCUUCGGUCAUCUAACAUGCUUGUAGUCAUCCCGGACCCGGUCAUUGAUUACAUUGAAAAGACUGGUCUAUACCAGGAAAGGCAACCAUCCCCGGAGAGCUCAGCGGAAUCCUCUGGGAGUCAAUAA